Sitophilus oryzae (rice weevil) is the source of this 1076-nucleotide messenger RNA. RefSeq lists its product as uncharacterized. Lineage: Eukaryota; Metazoa; Arthropoda; Insecta; Coleoptera; Curculionidae. Bases 189 to 986 code for a protein of 265 amino acids. Gene Ontology annotation, molecular function: lipid binding. The transcript has 5 exons. The record is from RefSeq and is a predicted model, not a curated record.
AACUAUAUAUCUAUUCACAAUUACAGUGAUGCAAGAAGACAGAUUGAGCUAAAAAUGACAGCUAAAUUAUCUAUUCAAGUUUUUUCACAUUCGUUAGAUAAAAAAUAGAUUUAAAUUAUUACGUUAUAAUAAAAUUUUAUUCAAAGAGAGAAAAUACUUCAGUAAAGGUGUGAACUUAACGAUUUAAAAUGAGAGUUCUAUUUGUGGUAUUUUUGUUGUGUAUUUCCUCUUCUUUUGGAUCUGAAAAUGAACCAGUUGGAAUUAAAGCUAAGGGUUUAGUUGAAUUAGAUUUGGCAGAUACACAGUUUGUUAGUGAGAUUAAACAGGAAGUUCUCAAAUCUGUUCGCAGUUGGAGAUUGCGAGAAACGUUAGAAGCUGAUGUCACAAACUAUACAAAUGAAAUCUUAGAUAAUGUUGGUCUUUACUUGGUGGAAAACGGUAUGGAUCCUAUGGAACUAUCCGAUGAACUAGUUGAUCUGCUCCUUUUAGGGAAAAUAAACAUGACCAACGGAUGGUUACAAGAAUUGUCUUCAAUAGGAACCUACGAAAAUGUAUACGUUACUUACUCCAACGACACUAAGAAAUUGGAACUCUCUUUGCCUCUCAGUUUUGACUCUCUAUUAAUUACCUACAAAUACAAAUACACGUACCUACUUAUAACGAUAUCUGGAAACAUCAAAGCCAAGAUAUCAGACGUCAAAAUCAACCUACAUCUUGGAUUUGACUUCUCCACUUACCAGGCGUUUGUUAACAAGAUCGACGUAAAAAGCUCUGGAAAAAUCGAUUUUGAAUUCACCGGACUGGGAUUGUUAGACUGGAUGAUAGAUGCAUUUAGUAGUGUUCUUACCACCUUGUUCCACAAUUUAAUCCUGGGAAUAAUCAAUGCUAUUGUAUAUAAUCCAGUGCAAUCGGUGGUAUCGCAAAUUAACAGCGUCAUCAAUAGUAUCCUACAUCCAAACUCUACCUCAAACAUAAUGAUGUUGUAAAGAAAAAGAGUUAUAAUUUGGAGAGGUGUAUUUACACCUAUUUAGAUUAUUUUCUAAAGUAUUUAUUUUAAAAAUAACUGCUUCAAGAUA